Molecule: messenger RNA, 1584 nt
Organism: Hypoxylon fragiforme
Lineage: Eukaryota; Fungi; Ascomycota; Sordariomycetes; Xylariales; Hypoxylaceae
Product: cytochrome P450
Exons: 9
Coding region: 1-1584 (527 amino acids)
Molecular function (GO): iron ion binding; heme binding; monooxygenase activity
Source: RefSeq, a predicted model, not a curated record
AUGACGCUCCUCUCUCCCCUCCUAGAACUGCCCCGCGCAACGGUCUACACCGCCGCCGCACCACUGGCACUUCUGUGUUAUGCCAUCGGCCUGGUGGUCUACCGGCUGCUCUUGUCGCCGCUGGCCAGGAUCCCGGGGUCCAGGAUCGCGGCGGCGACGGGGUGGUACGAGUUCUACUUCGACGUCUGGCUUGACGGGCAGUAUCUCUUUGAGAUCGAGAGGAUGCACAGGAAGUACGGCCCGAUCAUUCGCAUCAACCCCGUGGAAAUCUCGAUCCACGACCCGGACUUUUAUAACGAGGUGUACGUCACCGAGAGCAAGAGACGGACGAGCCACUACGACCAGUUCUGCCAGGGCAUCGACUUUGACGGCGCCUUCCUGCUAACCGCAGACCACGACCUGCACAAGAAGCGGCGCAAGCCCUUCGAGCCCUUCUUCUCCAAGCGCGGCAUCGCGUCCCUGCAGCCGAUGCUGGGCGAGGUGGCGCUGCAGCUGGAGUCGAGGCUCGAGGGGCUCAGGGGCGGGGGGCAGGUCGUCACGCUCGACCAUGUGUUUUCUGCGUGCACGGGGGAUAUCAUACAGAGGAUUUGUCUGGAUGAUGGGGAUGGGGAUGGGGGACGGGGUGGGAGGUUCUUGGGGGAGACCGACUUUGGCGCUGAGUGGUACAAUGUGGUGAAUUCGCUACUGCACAAUCUACACCUUUUCAUCGGCCUCCCGUGGCUCGUCCGUAUCGUGAAAUUGAUCCCCGAGCCAAUAAUGCUGUGGGCGUUUCCCCGAGGCCGGGUCUUCAAGAUCUUUACUGAUAACGCAAGACGCAACAUCCGCAAAGCCAUGUCCGACACCUCCUCAUCAUCGAAGAAUCACCCCAACAACAUCAACACCAACACCAACACAUCCCUCUUCCACGCCAUCAUCUCCAGCGGAAUGCCCCCCUCCGAGCUCUCAGAGGACCGGCUCACGAGCGAAGCGCAGGUGAUGCUCGGCGGCGGCACCGUCACGCCCGCGCGCACCAUCGGGUUCGCGACCUACUACGUCCUUUCGCGCCCGGAGAUCCGGCGGCGGCUCGCGGAAGAGUUGAAGGAGGUCAUGGCGGGGUGGCCGGACGAGGUGCCGGCGUGGUCGAGGCUGGAGCAGUUGCCGUUCUUGCAGAGUGUUAUUAAGGAGGCUUUGCGGCUCAGCUACGGAAUCAUGCACCGUCUCCCUCGCGUCUUCCCCGACGAGCCGCUCCAGUACAAGCAAUACACGAUUCCUGCAGGGGUACCAGUAGGGAUGUCCGCGUACCUAAUGCACUCCGACCCCUCGGUGUACCCCUCGCCCGACCAAUUCAUCCCGGAGCGUUGGCUCGGGGAUGUCGACCCGGCUAUGCAUCGGAGCUUCGUCCCGUUUUCCAGGGGCUCGAGGAAUUGUCUUGGGAUGAACCUGGCCAUGGCAGAGAUGAGCCUCAUCCUCGCGGUCCUCUUCCGCCCCGGCGGCGUGCAGAUGAGGCUCUUUGAGUCGGACGAGAGCGAUGUCCGGAACGCGCAUGACUUCAUGUUGCCUCUGCCGAAGCUGAGCUCGAAGGGGUUGCGGGUUUUGAUUGUCUGA